Lactuca virosa is the source of this 288-nucleotide messenger RNA. NCBI's taxonomy places the organism in Eukaryota, Viridiplantae, Streptophyta, Magnoliopsida, Asterales, Asteraceae. The record is from the annotation of a GenBank genome assembly.
AUGUCUUGCAGAAGCUUGAAUCUGCUAAUAAACCCUUUCUCUCGUCGGAGCACAUGCAUGAUAACCCCUGUCUUCUCCUAUAAGGCACAAUGCCCUAAAGUCGCGCCUCCAUCGAUUCGAUCCGAUGGCCAGAGCCGGAGACAUCUAUUGUUUCUUAUGACGUCAACAAUGGCAAUUACGGCAAUGGAGAUACCGUCGAUGGCAGAGGACACAGGGCUAUUUCGGAUUGGGGAAGAAGCUAAAGAAGGCAGAGGAAGAAGCGCUGGAGAUCGCGAAGGAAGGAAUUGA